Messenger RNA from Trichoplax adhaerens, 1056 nucleotides. RefSeq lists its product as uncharacterized. Gene Ontology annotation, molecular function: zinc ion binding; alcohol dehydrogenase (NADP+) activity. Lineage: Eukaryota; Metazoa; Placozoa; Uniplacotomia; Trichoplacea; Trichoplacidae. Gene Ontology annotation, biological process: alcohol metabolic process. The coding region runs from base 1 to 1056 and encodes 351 amino acids. The transcript has a single exon. The record is from RefSeq and is a predicted model, not a curated record.
AUGGUUUUUCUGAAUUCUUUGGGCGUUAUUACAUCUUAUCAGUUACGAGAUACUGAAGCAUAUCUAUUCAACAUUGAAAAAAUAGAAGUGCCGCCACUACAGCCUAGCGAUUGCUUUGUUAAGAUUGAGUGCUGUUCCGUAGGAAAAUUAGAUUUACUAGUACGUGAAGGUCAAGUACCAGGACAUGAAAUUGUCGGCAGUGUCGUCGCUGUAGGAUCAGAUGUGGAAGGAAUUAAGCCUGGAAUGCGUGUUGGGAUGGGUUUUUUUAAUGAUGAUUAUUAUACAAAAUUUGAACAACCAACCAGCACACUAUCAUACGAAGAUAGCACUUCAGAUACGUCCGCAAAUUCUAAAAUUGCUUAUGGAGGAUUUGCUGAUGGUGUUGUCUGGGAUGCUCGAUAUGUUUACCCAAUCCCAAAGACUAUGAGUUCUAUUGCGGCAGCACCUAUUCUAUUUACAGGAUCCAUUGCUUAUUCGGCUCUUUGUGAUGCUGGUAUUCAGCCUGGAAAUCGUGUUGGUGUCUUAGGAAUUGGUGGAAUCGGUCAUCUAGCAGUACAGUAUGCGAGAGCCUGGGGUUGUAAAGUGAUUGCAUUAUCCACCAAAUUAGAGAAGUCUCAGGAUGCGUUAAAAUUUGGUGCUCAAGAGUUUUAUGACGUUGGUGAUGAAGAAUUAUUAACAAGAGCACCAAAGAUGGAUUGCAUUCUCAUUACAUCACCAGUCGCAUUGAAGGAUUAUGAUUUCUUUAUAUCUUUACUCCAGCCUGGUGGUACAUUGGCCAUAUUAGGCCAUCCAGAUAAACCUAUUAUUAUUAACAGUUCAUAUUUAAUAUCUGAAAGUAAACGUGUCAUAGGUGUUGCCGUAAGUUCACCAUUAACUGUAAUGAAAGCGUUGGAGUUUGCCGCAGAAAAAAAUAUUGUCUCACAAACAGAGCUUUUAGAAAUGAAUGAGAUUAAUUGCACCGUAGCUCUACAACGAGUCAAAAGUAGUUCUGUUCGGUAUAAAACUGUUCUUUAUACACCUAAUUACAUGCCUGUUGUAAUAAAUCAAAGUUGGUGA